This is a messenger RNA of Panonychus citri (citrus red mite), 1014 nucleotides long. Its product is annotated as polycomb complex protein BMI-1-like. Gene Ontology annotation, biological process: negative regulation of transcription by RNA polymerase II. The record is from RefSeq and is a predicted model, not a curated record. Gene Ontology annotation, molecular function: promoter-specific chromatin binding. Lineage: Eukaryota; Metazoa; Arthropoda; Arachnida; Trombidiformes; Tetranychidae. Gene Ontology annotation, cellular component: PRC1 complex. The transcript has a single exon. The coding region runs from base 1 to 735 and encodes 244 amino acids.
AUGGAUAAACUUGAAGGAAACAUUUGCCUGAAAGCUUUGAAUGAACAUAUUACCUGUCAUAUUUGCAAAGGUUAUCUAAUCGAUGCUACAACAAUAACUGAAUGUCUUCACACCUUUUGUAAAACUUGUAUCGUUAAAUGGCUUAAAGAACAUCAAGUUUGUCCAAUUUGUGAGGCUCAAAUUCAGAAAAACAUCCGAUCCGAUCCAAGUCUCCAGGAUAUUGUUUAUAAAAUUGUUCCCGGACUAUUUACUGAUGAGAUGAGACGACGGCGAGAAUUUUAUAAAACGGUUACAGCAACAACGGCAAAUUCAGAAAGUUUGGUUAAUCUAACCAAUGAAGAAAAAGGUGAAAUGAGAGGUGAACGUCUCAUCUUCAGUCCAGAUGAUAUUUUCUACCUUUCCAUUGAAUAUCAGCCAGAGAAAACUUCUUAUUCUUAUAUUCCACUUAUCCGUUCAACUACAAUGGUUGGUACAAAUGGAUUCCCGGUUAAUAACAAUGGUAGUGAAGUUAAACAUAAUCAACGAAGAUAUUUCCGAUGUAAGGGAAGUAUGGAGGUUCGACAUUUGAAAAAACUUCUACAAAUGAAAUAUGAAUUAAAAGAAAAUAACAACAUUGAUUUACUCUAUAAACAUGAUCGUCUUGAAGAUGAUUACACUAUGGUUGAUUUAGCUUACAUCUAUUCCUGGAGGAGAAGUGGACCACUAAGUCUUUACUAUAAGAUCUCAGAAACAUGAAGAAAACAGUGGAAAUAUUGAAGAAAUCUAGAAAAAAAAUAAUAAUAAAGAGAAUAGAACAAAAAUUAGGUCAACAAUUAAAUUAAAUCAAAUUACCUUUUAUAUUUUAACAAGACCAACAAAUCAAUUGGUCAUCACACACACACAAAGUGAUAAACAAUUUAACCAUUUAAAGAUAUAUUCAUUUACCUUUACAAUCUAAUUUAAUAUGUAAUUGAAAGAAUUAACAAUUAAUGUAAUUUAUUUUUAAUCUAAAUUAAAACUACAAUUAAAAAGAAA